Messenger RNA from Musca domestica (house fly), 1043 nucleotides. RefSeq lists its product as uncharacterized. NCBI's taxonomy places the organism in Eukaryota, Metazoa, Arthropoda, Insecta, Diptera, Muscidae. Bases 216 to 950 code for a protein of 244 amino acids. The record is from RefSeq and is a predicted model, not a curated record. The transcript is spliced from 2 exons.
UAUUUAGUCAUUUAAAGAUACCCCAUUGAAAUAUUUGUCCAACUAACGUCACAGAUAUUACGGAGUCCAACUCAUUGACUUUUACUAUAAAUACCUUAGUUGGGAAGGAAAUGAGCACCAGUUCUAAACAUACUUUCAAAACGUUUAAAAGUAAACGUAAAAUUGAAAUCGUAAAAUUAUUUGUGAAAAUCGUGGUGAAAACAUAAAAGAAAAUCAUGUCUUCUUUGAAAAUCGCAUUUGUGUUCCUCUGCGUGUGUGUUGUCUUCACAUGGGCCGGUAGCCAAGCGUUGCACAAAUUACCCGCAGAUUUGGGAUUAUUGAGUUUCAUGUCAAAAUCUCGUGUUAACCUGCAAGCAAAUCCUGAUCAGUCCAUUGAAUGUUUCAAUUACUAUAUACCUAAAAUCAAUGACAUUGCCCAAACCUAUUCUACGGAACUAACUCAAUGUUCUGAGAUUUCGGAAAAGGCACACAAGGCGGCCGAAGAUGCCACCCUGGAGCAGCGUAUCACAUUGGCCCAUGCAGUAAAUGCUUCAUGUGAAGUAUUGAAUAAAUGUCAGGAGUCAGCUACUGUUCCGGAUGUCUUUGAAUGUUAUAUCAAUGAGGGUUCCCAACAAGCCAAGGUGUUAUAUGGUGUCUCUACAAAUGCCACCAUGCAAUUGUCGGAUUUAGUGGAAGCACUGCGCCGCAUUAAAAGUGAAGAGGCCGUUUGCAGUACUCAGGCUAAGGUGAAAUAUGAACAGGACUCUGCAGCUGCUUAUGCUGAUUUGAAUAACUGUAUUUUGGGUUACUCCAAUGUUCCCACAACUACCGAGCCACCAACAACAGCAGCAAUUCCGACUGCUUCUGAUAGUAAUACAGAAUCCAGUGAUGUCAUGCCUGAAGAAGAUCUUUAUGAAUUCCAACGUAAAUUGAACCAACUAAUUCUUGCUAGACAAUUGAAAAUUGAUUGAGGUGAAAUGAGAAAAAUUAAAUAAGAUUUAAAAUUGAAUAAGAUUUAAGUUAGAAAAUAAAUGUUGGAAUUCGAAAAAUAAAUAAAUACAUAA